This is a messenger RNA of Thalassophryne amazonica, 5647 nucleotides long. It is a transcript of the gene hdac5, whose product is annotated as histone deacetylase 5. Gene Ontology annotation, cellular component: histone deacetylase complex. The coding region runs from base 371 to 3736 and encodes 1121 amino acids. Gene Ontology annotation, molecular function: histone deacetylase activity. The record is from RefSeq and is a predicted model, not a curated record. The transcript has 30 exons. Gene Ontology annotation, biological process: negative regulation of transcription by RNA polymerase II; chromatin organization. NCBI's taxonomy places the organism in Eukaryota, Metazoa, Chordata, Actinopteri, Batrachoidiformes, Batrachoididae.
UCAGUAAUGUUGUUGUUAGUGGGCGAGAGAGAAGAGACGGAGACUGUAAAUAUGGAGGAGGUGAAACGGGACCUGCUCGUUAAAUCAGAUGUUUUUCAUAAGAGAUAAAAUCGCAGAGGAGCUCCGGUAAGGACCCGCCGAACCUCUGCGGUUAAACACAGACGGGAGGAAACGACCGAGACGCUUUAAACGCUCCAUGAAGAUUCGCCCCCAUCCACGGAGGGACUCCCAUUUUUUUGUCUGUCAAUCUGUCAGAUAAGGUGUGUCUGUGGUGGUACCAUCAUCUCUUCUCCAACACAUGGCUGACCCAAAGGAUCCACUUUAACACAUACAUACAUCCAGGUGGAAGAGUUGCAGACGUUCAACCUUCAUGAAUUCACCACAAGCGUCAUUAGUGGAAGUGAAUAGCAGCCUCCCAUCAGGCAUGCAGAGCCCAGUCGGACCAGCGAGUGAGCAGAGAGGUGAAGGCGGUGGAUCUCCAGGAGAAAGUCCAGGAAGAGGAGGAGGAGGCCCAGUAGAUCUGAGGACAGAACCUAGAGUGGUUUCUCUUUCUGGCAGUGCGGCAGUGGAUACAGCCCUGAGGGAGCAACAGCUACAGCAGGAACUUGUACUACUCAAACAGCAACAGGAGCUCCAGAAGCAACUGCUGUUUGCAGAAUUCCAGAAAAAACAUGAGGUGUUAACAAGACAACAUGAAGUCCAGCUGCAGGAACACCUGAAGUGGCAGGAGACCAAGCAGCUCAUCCCAUACUGCCCUAUUGUCGGCCAAGUCCUCCAACUCUUCCUGAGGGAUCCCGAGGCAUUUCCAAGCCAGCUGCAACAACAGGAGCUGUUGGCAGCAAAGCGGCAGCAGGAGUUGGAACAGAAAAGGAAACUGGAGCAACAAAGACAUGAAGAGCAGGAGAAACAGCGACUGGAGCAGCAACUGCUGCUGCUGAGGAACAAGGAGAAAGGCAAAGAGAGUGCCAUUGCCAGUACAGAGGUGAAACUAAAGCUACAGGAAUUCCUUCUCAAUAAGAAAGAGCCGGGUACCGGUGGACUCAACCAUUCCUUCUCCCCAAAGUGCUGGGGAGCACAGCACACCUCCUUGGAGCAGAGCUCUCCUCCACAAAGUAACACACCAGGAACACCUCCGUCCUAUAAACUUCCACCACUGCUGGGGAACUACGAAGGCAAGGAUGACUUCCCCCUCCGUAAGACAGUCUCAGAGCCGAAUCUCAAAGUACGUUCGAGGUUGAAGCAGAAGGUGGCAGAGAGGCGGAGCUCUCCCCUCCUCCGCAGGAAGGAUGGAACAGUCAUCAGCACAUUUAAGAAGAGAGCCAUAGAGAUAUCAGUCUCCUCUCUUUGUAAUAGUGCUCCAGGUUCAGGUCCGAGCAGUCCCAACAGUUCCAAUACAGCUAUCGCCAAUGGCAACACAGGAUCAGUCCCCAAUAUACAGACUGAGCUACUGUCUCUUCAUCAAACACUAGGGGCUGAUGGCACAUUGAGCCCCCUGAGUCUCUACACCUCACCCUCCCUGCCGAAUAUCUCCCUGGGCCUCCCUGCCAAUGCGCACAUCACGCCUCCUCAGAAGCUGUCUGCCCAGCAAGAAGCAGAACGUCAAGCCAUUCAAUCACUGCGAGGGGGCGGAGCACUAACAGGCAAAUUUCUCUCUACUUCUUCUCUUCCUGCCGGUGCAGGACAUGAAGUGGAAACUCCGCCACCUACCUCUCAUUCUACCCAUUCCUCAUUAUUACAGCAUGUGCUUUUGCUGGAGCAGGCUCGACAGCAGACUGCUAUCCUUGCUGUUCCUAUGUACAGCCAGUCGCCAUUGGUUACGGGAGAAAGGAGUGUGUCCAGUGGAAUACGAGCUGUCAACAAGCUGCCUCGCCAUCGUCCAUUGGCUCGUACCCAGAGUGCACCUUUGCCCCAAUCACCCCACGCCCUGCAGCAGCUGGUCAUCCAACAGCAACACCAGCACUUCCUCGAGAAACACUACAAGAUGCUUUCAAAGGGGGCGGAGCUUCCCAGACCACCACCAACCCACCCUGAAGAGACGGAAGAGGAGCUAACUGAGACUAAUGACAUGCAGGAAGAUGACAGUGAGGCCGGCCUUCACAGGCUUCAGAAGGAGGGCUCUGAUGACUCCACCCCCUCAUCUGAGCGCCUUUGUAUCCACGUGAAGGGAGAGGAGGAGCGCAUCGGUGUCCACGUGAAAGGAGAGAGCACAGAAAGCGAGCUUGAUGAAGAGGAAGAGGAAGAGGAAGUCAUCCAGCUGAAGGAGGCACAUGAAGAGGAAAGAGGGAACUACACACAGGGUUUGCAGCAAGUCGGUGUGUUCCAGUCCUCAUUGCCACACAGACCUCUCGGGCGUGCACAAUCCUCUCCUGCUGCUGCUGCUAGUCCCAUCAAACAUCUCUUUACUACUGGGCUGGUGUAUGACAGUCUGAUGUUGAAACAUCAGUGUGUAUGUGGGAAUGCCCACAUUCACCCAGAGCAUGCUGGAAGAGUGCAGAGCAUCUGGUCCAGACUACAGGAGACAGGACUGCUGGGUCGCUGCGAAAGGAUUCGUGGGCGUAAAGCAUCACUUGAUGAAAUUCAGACUGUCCAUUCAGAGUUCCACACUCUGCUGUACGGAACCAGUCCACUGAACCGACACAAACUGGACCACAAGAAGCUGCUGGGUCCUGUCAGCCAGAAGAUGUAUGCAGUUCUUCCCUGUGGAGGAAUCGGGGUGGACAGUGAUACUGUGUGGAAUGAGAUGCACUCGUCGGCGGCUGUUCGCAUGGCAGUGGGCUCAGUUAUCGAGUUGGCUUUCAGAGUGGCAGCAGGGGAGUUGAAGAAUGGCUUUGCAAUCGUGCGUCCACCAGGUCACCAUGCCGAGGAAUCCACUGCAAUGGGAUUUUGUUUCUUUAAUUCGGUUGCUGUCACUGCUAAGCUGCUGCAACAGAAACUGGGAGUUGACAAGAUCCUCAUUGUAGAUUGGGACAUUCACCAUGGCAACGGUACUCAGCAAGCCUUUUAUAGUGACCCGAAUGUCCUCUACAUUUCCCUCCAUCGUUACGAUGAUGGAAACUUCUUUCCUGGCAGUGGAGCUCCUGAGGAGGUUGGAUCUGGUGUUGGUGUUGGAUUCAAUGUGAACAUAGCAUGGACCGGCGGUGUGGAGCCCCCUAUGGGAGACAUUGAGUACCUCACUGCCUUCAGGAGUGUGGUGAUGCCCAUCGCUAAGCACUUCAGUCCAGAUGUGGUUCUGGUGUCUGCUGGUUUUGAUGCAGUCGAGGGCCAUCAGUCUCCUCUGGGAGGUUACAAUGUCUCUGCCAAAUGUUUUGGCCAGCUUACUCAGCUGCUGAUGGGUCUGGCGGGGGGGCGAGUCAUUAUGGCGCUGGAGGGAGGUCAUGAUCUGACUGCCAUUUGUGAUGCAUCAGAGGCCUGUGUUUCUGCGCUUUUGGGCGACCCGUGUGACUCUAUGUUUCAGUGGCCCCAGGAGAAACCAUGUCCCAAAGCCUGUUCGUCACUGGAGCGAGUCAUCGAGAUCCAGAGUAAACACUGGCCUUGCCUCCAGAGUUUGUCUUACAUGAUCAGCCCCUCACUCUCUAGCUCCCGGGUGGUUCAGGGCCAGUCAGAAAAGGACGAGGCAGAGACGGUCAGUGCCAUGGCCUCCCUGAGUGUUGACGUUGAGCAGCCAGGAUCUGCUUCAGACACCACAGACACCAGCAGGUCCACAGAGGAGCCAAUGGAAGCGGAACCUGCACUGUAGGCGUUUUACCAGAAGCACAGAAAACCUUCACAUUCACCUCCUUCUGGCACGUCCUGUUCCUCCGCCGUGGAGUGUGUGAAUUGGAGUGUAACACACACGCGCACUCACAGAGGGCGGAACCGUGUGAUGGUGAGCAUUUCGAUUGGCUGAGGACAACCUUAUGGAGUCAGACAUAACAGCGCUAGUAAGAGUAUGGAAACUUUGAUUUUCUACACCAGGGAGGAGCAGAUGCCUUAUUAGCAUCUCCCUGGUAACCACCGGAGGGGGCGGUUUAGAAAGAAUGCACAUCAUCCUCACUUUACCUUUGACUAUUUUCUUAUAUGACCUUCGCAAUGCCGUUGAGCAGAACGGAGUUUUCCCCAUUUUGCCUCUGAAGAUGUGCUUUGUUGUUCAUUCUUCUCCCUGCCAUCGUCGUUCUGCUUCAUCCUUCUGUCCCCACUCCUCUAUUUCCACUGAGGGACGUCAACGCUGAGUUUGUGGGAAUUAAUCUGAAUUUUUAUUUGACUUAAAAUGACCAGAUGCCAAGCACACGACUUGUCUGCUUGUGCGUCUGAUGUUAUUUAAAAAGAGGCGAGCAACACCAGUCGAUCAUCAGCAGACAACAGUUUGAAAUGAGGCGGAAAAAGAAGAGAAGGAACUUGGUGCCUUUUGCCCCGCAGAACGGUUCAAUCAGAAGCCGCAGAAUGCACCACCGUAUCACCUCAGAAAACCAAUCAGCCAAUCAGGACUGAAGAAACACACUUGAUGCACAUGCACACAUAAAACCGAUGUGUCAGUUAAUUUUAAAAUAUUUGUUUCUUUAUCUGGAUGCCUUAAUUUGUUUGAAUCUCACACUAUAUCAACCACGAGAGAGAGCAGAGUUACGGUUUUUACCUACUGUAUAAACUGCAUAUACUGUGUAUAUAGUCAGAUUAAAAUCCAAACUAAGAAUUUAUAUUUGCCCCAGAUAUUCUCCAGUUUCACAACUUUGUUCGUUUGUCUGAGGAAAAAAGCAAAACAAAAAAAACCGACUCUGAAGCCAUUAUGAGAUAUUAAAAUCUCCUUUGAAUUUUAAUAGCAAUAUUUUUAAUGACAUUAUUCAAUCAGUCUUGUGUGAAAUCUGGAGCAUCAGGUUUGAUUUGUCAAUAAUAACUAUGAAAUCAAACUGCAUCAGAUGAAAAUCACCGAUCUGUUCUUACACCUCUCUCUCUCUCGUUCAGCUCACUCACUUUGGUUGAGAGCCAUGUGGUCUGAUCCCCUCCUCUUUUGUAAAAGAAGCUUGCGGGAUUAUGACAUCCUUAUUAUAAAGCACCACGAUGACCACCACCAAUCCUGUUUUUAUUUUAUUAUUUUUUAAUUAUAUAAUUUGUACAUUGUUUUGUUUCACUGUACUGUUUCCUGUCUUGUUGCCCAUGGUUACGCCACAGCAGACUCAGUGUGGUCACUUUUAUAUAUCUGUAUAUACAUAUAUGUAUAAAAACACAAAAAGGUUCUUUUUGUACAAAAGAUAAAAUUAUAUAUGUAAACAGCGUCCAUCCAAUCAAAUUGGAUUUAUGGAUAUAUUUGGGAAUUUCAUGUUUUAAAGGUUUAGCUGUUUAACAGGACAUAAGCACAUGGUCAUCAGACCGUCACGUGUUUUGUUUGUUUGCAGAUGUUAACAAUAGCUGGGUAUUAGUUGUCGGAGGCGAACAGUGAGCAUUGGUUCCUCUGGCAGGACUAGAUAGGCAAUGCUGCCCUCUACAGGUUAAAGACAGAAAGUAUUGAUAAGGGGAUAAGAUCAGAGGUCAAGACUUAGUAAAUACAUCGGUUCAUUGGUCCAGUGAUUUUGUAUUUGUUGUCCAGACAGACUGCAUAGCUCCUCCGUGGUUUCACUGUAACUCACUCAGCUGUUUAACUGUAUUUUGUGUAUGUUCAGCUAACCUAUUAAAAAAA